This is a messenger RNA of Oncorhynchus gorbuscha (pink salmon), 3427 nucleotides long. Its product is annotated as pyruvate dehydrogenase [acetyl-transferring]-phosphatase 1, mitochondrial-like. Gene Ontology annotation, molecular function: cation binding; protein serine/threonine phosphatase activity. Gene Ontology annotation, biological process: protein dephosphorylation. Bases 136 to 1731 code for a protein of 531 amino acids. Lineage: Eukaryota; Metazoa; Chordata; Actinopteri; Salmoniformes; Salmonidae. The record is from RefSeq and is a predicted model, not a curated record. The transcript is spliced from 9 exons.
UAUGUUGUGAGCUGGAGAGAGAUGCAGGAGGGUGGGUAGCGUAGCAAAACGAAAUAGUAAACUCUGAGAAUAAGGUGUGUGUGUGUUGGCGCUGCUCUGAGAGUGUGUGUGUGUGUGGCGGUGCUCUGAGAGUGUAUGCACCCAGAGCGAGCCACCAUGCCCGUGACAUCACAGCUGUUCCGAGGCUUCCCUCGGACGAAGCUCUGGGGUUCCUCCCUGUUCCCAUGCCAACGCCAGCUUCCCUGCUGCCCCACCUCCCACCGGCCCACCUCGUCGCAGCCCCACCCCCUAUGGCCGACAGCCAUGCCCGUGCGUGGCUAUAGGAGGAGCCCUGACCUCCACAGCUACAAUCUCACCCCCCCACAGGUCAACUCAAUCCUCAAGGCCAACGAGUACAGCUUCAAGGUUCCAGAGUUUGAUGGUAAGAAUGUGUCGUCGGUGAUGGGGUUCGACAGUAACCAGCUGCCUGCCAACGCACCCAUCGAGGACCGGCGCAGCGCUGCCACCUGUCUGCAGACGCGGGGGAUGCUGCUGGGAGUGUUCGAUGGCCAUGCGGGCUGUGCCUGUGCACAGGCGCUGAGUGAGAGGUUGUUCUACUACGUAGCCAUGUCCUUGAUGCCCCAUGAGACCCUGUGUGAGCUGGAGGCUGCAGUAGAGGCAGGCAGACCCCUCAGCCCCAUCCUGCAGUGGCACAAACACCCCAACGACUUCUUCACCAGGGAGGCACAGACUAUGUACUUCAACAGCCUCAGAACCUACUGGCAGGAACUCAUAGACCUCAGCAGUCCAGGGGAGAGCCUAGGGCCCAGAGAGGCGUUGCUGAGUGCCUUUAAGAGACUGGACAGUGACCUGUCUCUGGAGGCUCAGGUGGGAGACGCCAAUUCCUUCCUCCACUACUGGGUUCUGAGAGUGGCCUUCUCUGGAGCGACUGCCUGCGUAGCUCACAUCGAUGGAUCCGACCUGUAUGUAGCAAACACGGGCGACGGCCGGGCGGUGCUGGGGGUCCAGGAGGAGGACGGCUCGUUCAGCGCUCACACGCUCUCCAACGACCACAACGCCCAGAAUGAGAACGAGGUGGCCCGCAUCCAGGGGGAGCACCCCCCCUCUGAGAAGAAGACUGUCGUACGACAGGACCGGUUGUUGGGCCUGCUGAUGCCGUUCCGUGCGUUUGGAGAUGUGAAGUUCAAGUGGAGCAUUGACUUGCAGCGAGGUGUGUUGGAGUCAGGACCAGACCAGCUCCAUGACAACGAACACACCAAGUUCAUCCCCCCCAAUUACCACACCCCUCCCUACCUCACGGCCGAGCCUGAGAUCACACACCACCGCCUCCGACCUCAGGACCGCUUCCUGGUGCUGGGUACAGACGGGCUGUGGGAGACGCUCCAUCGACAGGAGGUGGUCCGGAUCGUAGGGGAGUAUCUAACGGGGGUCCACCAGCGCCAGCCCCUCACCGUGGGGGGUUACCAUGUCACCCUGGGACAGAUGCAGGGGCUGCUGGCUGAGAGGAAGGCCCGUGCCUCCUUAGCUUUCCAGGACCAGAACGCUGCCACCCACCUGAUUCGCCACGCGGUGGGCAACAAUGAGUUUGGAGCAGUGGACCACGAGACGCUGUCCAAGAUGCUGUCUCUGCCUGAGGAACUGGCCCGCAUGUACCGCGAUGACAUCACCAUCAUCAUCACACAGUUCAAUCCCCACGUGGUUGGACACCAGCGCCAAGGGGGGGAGUCCUGAGCCAGCUCAGCCUAUCAGAGGGGAACGUGGACAUGAACAGGAAGUUUACUUUCUAGGAGAAAAAACACUGAUGUGAGGACUGGGUCUUGCUACAUGGUUAAGCUCUAAUCUUUAUUUUACCAAACGCACACAAAACAUACUGUUAAUGGACUAACCCUGCAGAGGGAGGACUGCCUACCUUCGGACUACUUAUUUUAGGAUUGUUAUUGAAGAGGUGUGUGUACAGUAUGUGCACAUGUGAGCACACAGUCCUGGUCAUGUGGAUUGUUGAAAUGCUUGCUGAAACUGGUCACAAGUUGGCUCUUUUCUGAGUCUUGUGGCCUGAUGUGUGUAUGAAGCUUUUUAAAGGAUAUUUGAUCAACCUCUCUACAGCAUUCUGCUUCUCUGCUCUGUCACAGUCUCUGCCCAUAGGAAACUUACAUUUUUGCCUAAAGAGUUUGCUGCUUUAUAACUAUGUUGUCUGAGCAUUGAGGUAAUGAUACGGUGGCAGCCUUUGUGUCUACUCCUCUACAAACAUCCCUCCCUCUUUCAUAUCACAGAUUCUGUGCUGUGCAGUUGCAGCAUCUGUCUUGCUCUAGAGCUGCAACUGGCCUCCAUCCUGGCUCUACCGCAUGGCUCUGCUGUUACAUAGUAGGGCUCUGUCUGUCUGUGUUCUGUCAUUGGAUGGAUCAGUGUCCUUUAUACUUGUUACAGACGGACAGCCAAAAGCUCCCAGGCACACUUCUUGUUAUCUUAUAUUUUGAAUAAUGUUUAUUUAAAAUGUUUUUAAUCUGAUUUCAAACAUUGACUAUUUUGUCAACCUUCGAGAGGAAUAACUGCCUGUGUCUAUAAAGCAGAUGUUAUUGCUCUGAGACAGAUGACUUCACUAAGAUAGGAACCAGUAGAGCUACGUAGUGUGCAGGCUUUAGAUCCAGCACUAACACCUCUAUCACAACUACUCACCCACAGGAAUCAGGUUUGUUAUGUGCUGAGUGUGUCUGAGAGAUUCUACAGCAGACUGAAGGAGUGGUGGUAUUCUGUAGAGGAGAGAGAGAGGGUGUGUGUGAUCAGACGUUUAUUGUUUUAGGGUUGCAGAGUAUACAUGUUUCAAAGAAACAUAGUGGUUGAACUGCUCGUGUUUUUUGACAAUUAUACUCUUAUACGGAGGGAUAUGGUAUACUAACGUCAUCAUGCUUACAUGGUGGGUAUUCUAUCAAACAUGUUUUAAAAAGUUUAGUUUUUAGUUUUUAACAGUGAAUCAUUGCUAGCCUGGUGUCAGAUCUCUGUCUGAGGUAACCAUGGAAUUAGGAAUUGAACUGUAAACAUCUCCUGUCAUGUUCAUGCCAAACCUCCAGGAGUGACUAAAACAGAGACAGACUUAGUCACUGUUGGCAGGACACUAACCAUGGUGUGGUUCUAGGCUUGUAUAGGUCAGAUGAAGGGUGUGCAUCAUAUGAGGUUGUAUAUCUCGUGGUGGUGUAUAUUUAGGAGAGGAGAGAAUGUAAAGCUGAAGGUGGCUCUGUCUGGACGCUGGCUGAAUACUUGAAGGUUAUUUAUGCAACUUUUAAUAUGUCACAGUUAUUUAUCCACAAUUAUAUGAGAUGUGACAGGUAUGUUUGUACAGUGUCCUGUUUGUGUCCAGUGACCAGUGACCUGUUUGGGCUUGAGACUAAAGUUUUUUUGUAUUUGGAAACUUAAUAAAACAAUGGCUACUCCA